AUGGAGAACCACCAGUCCCAAGACCUGGAGUUGUGGAGGAUGAGCUGGCGGCUGGAGACCCAGGAUAGCUCCAGUCCAAAGGCCACUGGGCUACAGACCCAGGAAGAGCCAACAGGGAUCCAGUUCACGUCUGGAGGCAAGUUAAAGCUGGGGCAACUGGUGCACAAAAUGGAUCUCGUUCAGGAGGAUCAGCGUGACUUGAUUUUCGAAGAGAGAGAGGAAGACCUGGGGUGUUUAUCUCGCCCGCUGGAGUGUGCUUGUUUUCGAACAUCCAUCUGGGAUGAAAAGCUCUACAAAGCCUGGUUCAGCAUUGUUUAUCAGCUGAUUCCCAACGUUCAGCAGCUGGAGAUGAACCUAAGGAAUUUCACCCAGAUUAUCGAAGCCGAUGAAGUUCUGCUGUUGGAAAGAGCUGCGUUAUUAGUGAUUUCCCAUUACCAGCGCAAAGAGCAGCGUGACGUCCACUCAUUUGAGAUCAGCAACAUCAUCAAGCAGUUCAAGCUGGGCUGCAGUAAAUUGGCCGCUUCUUUCCAGAGCAUGGAAGUUAGGAAUUCUAGCUUCGCUGCUUUCAUCGACAUCUUCACAUCAAACACAUACGUGAUGGUGGUUAUGUCAGAUCCGUGGAUCUGAGUAACAGAGUAGUUCCGCAGCUACUCUGGUCAACAUUCCAAUGCCAAGAAACACUUUGAGAAGCUGGAGAGAGUGGAUGGCCCCAAGCAUAGUCUCCUUAUGUGCUGA
This is a messenger RNA of Nycticebus coucang (slow loris), 735 nucleotides long. RefSeq names its product ras-related GTP-binding protein A-like. NCBI's taxonomy places the organism in Eukaryota, Metazoa, Chordata, Mammalia, Primates, Lorisidae. The transcript is spliced from 2 exons. The record is from RefSeq and is a predicted model, not a curated record. Gene Ontology annotation, molecular function: GTPase activity; GTP binding. Gene Ontology annotation, biological process: cellular response to amino acid stimulus; positive regulation of TOR signaling; cellular response to starvation. Gene Ontology annotation, cellular component: Gtr1-Gtr2 GTPase complex; nucleus; lysosome.